AUUUUUAGGUACAGAGGCCGAGCCGGCUGGAGCAGCUGCCGUGUUCCAUAGGAGCAAGAGACAGGACUGGAUGUGUCCCUGCUGUUGGCAGUGAGAGAUGGCUGAUUUCUGCAGCAGGCUCUGGGUGCUGCAGCUGAACCUCUGGGUGAUGGCUCUGGUCACAGGUGGGAUCUCAGCAGCCAACAGCACCUGGAACAGCACAGACAGCGAGUGCAUCACAGUGAAGCAGUACCCGCGCUAUGUGGGGGCCAAGAAGAACACUACCGUCCAGUUCAUCUGCUACUUUGAGGACCCCCACAGCAUCCAGUGGUACAAACUGGUGGACGGCAGCGACGACUUCUACGAGCUGGGUAACAGCACCUCCCGCUACAGCGUCCAGACAACAGGCAACUUCAUCAGCUUCACCAUCUCCGGCAUCACCUACGAGGACAACGGCAUCUACGUGUGUGACAGGAAGAACCUCACGGCGGAGCAGCAGCGGCCGCACUACUGUGGGACAGAGCUCAAAGUCCUGAGUCACAGUAACAUCAGGCAGGUGCAGAACAGGAACACCCUGAAAGAUACCAUCAUCAUCAUCCAGUCCAUCCUGCUCGUCAUCUUCAUCAGCAUCCCCAUACUCCUCUUCCUCAAUAAAGGUGAAGGCAAGGAAAGCCUGGAGGAGGACCACACCUAUGAGGGCCUGGAAGUGGAGCAGAUAGCCACCUAUGAGGACAUCACUCCUUUCCGGGAUGUGAAGGCCAAGUGGACAGUUGGGGAGCACCCAGGAGAAGAGUGAGGUGUCCUGCACCCACCACCAGCAUCCACAGGGACUAGCCCCAGCUCCUGCCCUGGACCACAGCUCUGAUGGGUGCCUGGAUCCCAGGUGUGAUCCCGGGUUACAAACCACCUCCAGCGCCCCUGCACAGAGCCCAAGUCCUGCUAAACCCCUAAAGCCUAUGUAGAAAUUAGGAGACACCUCCAAACCCCCCAGUACCAAACGGGCCCCAAACCCCUGGCAGACCCACACCACAGCACUGAGCUCCUGCAUGGAUAAUGCCACACAAGUACCACGGUGGGUGGUGGGUCUGCUGCAGCCCCCCCAUCCCUGGGAUGGAGAGGACCAGGAAUGGUCACUCUGUGCGCUACAAGGACCCUCCUGGCCUGCAAGACCCCACUGCAGCCCUGGCAGAGGAGCCAAGGUGAGCAGCACCAUGUGGAUGAUAAAGAGGAUUUUGGGCCACUGUUAGCUUUUCAGCCAUGGAUGUGUCCAGCAGCUCUCUGAGGUGGAGGAUCCUCCAAAACCACCUCAUUCUCCCCAAAGACUAGAGGAUAAGGUGGGGAGACAGCUCUCGCCCAGUGGGUCUUGCUCCUCUCCAGCCAAGAGCUGGCCCGUGUCACAAGGAUGUCCCCAUGCUGAGGGACACGUGCGACCUCAGAACUUAUGGGAAAGAUGUACAUUGUGGGACACAACUGUCCAACUGCUUUUUGAAGUCCUAAUAAAGGUAAUGGGUAAAUUCA
This is a messenger RNA of Strigops habroptila (Kakapo), 1497 nucleotides long. RefSeq names its product CD79b molecule (gene CD79B). The coding region runs from base 98 to 775 and encodes 225 amino acids. Gene Ontology annotation, biological process: B cell receptor signaling pathway; B cell differentiation. The record is from RefSeq and is a predicted model, not a curated record. The transcript has 6 exons. Gene Ontology annotation, cellular component: B cell receptor complex; external side of plasma membrane. NCBI's taxonomy places the organism in Eukaryota, Metazoa, Chordata, Aves, Psittaciformes, Psittacidae.